This is a messenger RNA of Penicillium coprophilum, 5454 nucleotides long. RefSeq lists its product as uncharacterized. Gene Ontology annotation, molecular function: protein binding. The transcript has 5 exons. The record is from RefSeq and is a predicted model, not a curated record. The coding region runs from base 1 to 5454 and encodes 1817 amino acids. Lineage: Eukaryota; Fungi; Ascomycota; Eurotiomycetes; Eurotiales; Aspergillaceae. Gene Ontology annotation, cellular component: cytoplasm.
AUGCUUGAUUGGGGUGAGCGCUUCGCCAUUCUGGCCCUUGAAGCUCUAAACAUCAACCCAAGACCAGACGUGACCAUGGCCGAGGUAGUGGGACUUCUCGCCAGUAUUGGUGGCCUUGUCCAGAUUGCGGGACAAAUCACAAAACUCAGCUACAGCUACGUGUCGGACAUUAAAUCUGCCCCCAAAACACAAAAGCUGUAUCUCCAAGAGGUCUCAGCGCUUACAGACGUGCUUUUUCGGGCAGAAAAGGUGAUCCGAGAGGCAGAAACUACCGGGUUAGAACUGCCCUCUUGGCCAUCUUCACUCAAUAAUGAAGCUCUCCAAGACUGCCGCCGCCAAUUGUCGGUCCUUCAUCUCGAUCUAGAUAAACGACUACGCCGCCUUGUAUGGCCGUUUCAGGAAAAAGAGGUCAAAAGAUACAUUGAUAUUUUGCAUCAUUACAAAACUCUCUUUGCCGAUUUUCUUUCCAUUAAUAUCAUGUCCGAAGACCCAUCUCCUCUCCGAGGCGAUCACUUGGAAAGUAAACUAACUUGCAGCAGGUCCGUUGCGAGUGCUACGUACAGUAAAGUUGCAACAAUCGACCAAGGUAGUGUCCUUUGGAUGGCAUCAAUCCUUGCGAAGGCUCUAACAAAAUCCGUAGAGCAAAUUCGGCAGUAUCUUUACUCACUUUUCCCGGCGUCUGAUAACCUUCUACGCACUAGACCAAGUGCUUGUCCUGGAACUGGCACAUGGUUUUUAGACUCACAAAAUGUGGAGAGCUGGCGUACCGGAGCCCCAUCGCUGCUGUGGUGCUACGGAGCCCCCGGUGUCGGUAAAUCGCUACUUUCAUCGAUCACGAUCGGCCGCCUAUGGGAUGACAGAUCAGAGACCUCAAGCACUGUGGUUUAUGUGUUCUGUCAGUUCUCAUCGCGGGAGCAGCAAACCCUGACAACAAUUUUGCAAUGCAUGAUCCGCCAAAUAAUUGAGCAAGCAGAUGAAAAGCUGCUGGUCAUGAUGAAACAUUUCUUCACGGAUCCAAUGAAGCAGCGUGAGCCUGCUGGACUCGCAGAAGCAUUUGCGACCGCAUGUGAGAUGAAGUCUACUUACCUUCUAGUCGAUGGCCCCGACGAGGUAACAGGGGCAGAUGGUUUGCUCCCUUAUCUAUCUUCCUUUGUCGAAAGCAGUUGCAGAGUAAUGGUAACGAGUCGAGACCUUGGCCAUAUCAGGAAAGCUAUGGAUUCCGCAGCCAAAAUGGAAAUAUGUUCAAACCCCGAGGAUCUAGAGAUCUACAUCGAGUCCCGCUUUGAAAGGAACGAGCUUCCUCGAGGGGCACGAAAGUUGAUCGGAAAAAUCACGGAAAAGUCGGGGAAUAUGUUUUUACACACCAAGCUAAUUUUGGAUGAGCUCUUGGAUCUCACCACUGUUCGCCAUAUGCAAAAGGCGCUCGAGAAACAGUCGACAGGGUUGAAUGAAGUGUACAAAUCAACACUAGAGCGGAUCGACAUGCAACCAAGGGCAAGGAGGGAACUUGCUCGGCGGUUCAUCGGAUGGGUUGUCUUUGCGAAGCGACGUCUGAAGAUUGAUGAAGUAAUUCAUGCCUUCGCCGUUGAAGAAGAUGAGGAUUGUAUUGAAGAAGAUAACUUCGUUAGCCGUGACCUUCUUCUUCGAUCGUGUGUUGGCCUAGUGGUGCUGCACGAUGAUAAGACCGUUGCAAUGGCCCACGCGACCGCUUACGAAUUUUUCGCAUCAACGGUGUUGUUACCGCACGAUAUGGAGACUGACAUAGCAGAGACAUGUCUACGCUACAUGUGCCUCAGUCCGUUCAAGGAAGGGCCAUGCACAAGUCGUGUGGAGAUGUCUCGCCGCUUCCAUGAAAUGCUUUUUCUAGAUUAUGCCUCAAGGCACUGGGCGAGACAUUUCAAAGAAAUCGAAAAUGUGGAUGAAGAUCUAAAGUCACUUGUUCGGAUUUUCAUUUGCAACGAGAGACUCCUGAAUGCCACCGUUCAAGCAUUACAUUUCCGCAUUGAGCUCGAGGAUGAUCUCUUGGAGUCGCUUUUCCAUUCAAUCCCUCAGAAUCAAACGGCAUUGCAUGUCGCUGCUUACUGGGAUCUCACGGAAACUCUCAGUACGCUGAUCGAAUCAGGGCUCAGUGUAUCUCUAGCAGAUACCCAUGGCUGGACACCUCUUCACUACUCUUGUGCAAACCGUCAUUUUUCCUCGGCGGAACUUCUCGUAAGAAGUGGAGCGGACGUCAAUGCGACGGACAAUCAAGGAUGGACCCCUCUUUUCUGGGCGUCGUUCACUGGAUGUUUGGACGUUGUUCGUCUCCUUCUAUCCGAGCACGCACAGUAUAGGAUGCGUAGCAAAUACGGUUGGACAGCAUUACACUGGGCUAUAUCCCGUGGUGAAACUGACGUGGCUUUGGAGCUUGUGCGGCAUCAUCAAAAGCAGUUAUCGCGUGCUACCAAGACUGAUAUUCGGUCCCUCAGCGUCGAUGACGUGGGACGAUUGAACACACCGGAGAACACUUCGCCACUACAAAUAGCAGCUGAGGGCAAGAAUGAUUUGAUAUUUGACUUGCUUGUAGCUCAUCUUGAAGCACCGGAUUCUACCGAACAGGAAGAGUUCGAGGGGAUUUGGUCCCGAGAGAGCUUCAGGGUCCCUGUUUCUCAGAGCACAUGGCAAAACUCGAUCAAGGCACAAAUAAAUGGGGACCCAUUGCCCGGACCAGAGUCGAUUGCCGGACAGACGUACGUCGAGGAGAACCCGUAUGUACACUUCAGGCAUGAAUUGGUCAAGGAAGAUCCAUCAGUAUGGAAGUCCAUUCUACUUGGCUCCGCUAUCCAAGAUGCAGAUUUCCAGGCAGCUAAACUGUUCUUUGAACUUGGUGCAGAUGUGGAGUACAUUUCUGAAAAAGGAUCGCUGUUAAACAUUGCUGCGCAGCAGAAAGACCCACGUUUUGUACAGUUUCUGCUGGAAAAGGGUGCUACAGGACUACUCACUCAAACGGGCCAGUCUGUACUCAACAUUGCUAUCUCCCUCGGAAACUUGGAAACAGCAAAAGUCAUUCUCGACAGUGACUUUGUUCAAGCAAAUGGAUGGGGUCAAAGUGAAACAACUUUGCACUCAGCCGCGGGUCAAGAGGAUCCGCAAUUCGCAUUGCUUUUGCUAUCCAAAGGGGCACAGGUUGAGCUCCAAGAUUGGUUGCAGCAGACUGCCCUGGACAUCGCAGUGACGAACGGAUUUGUCGAGACAGCACAAGCUCUGAUUGAUGGUGGCUCAGAUGUCAACCAUUUAUCUCAGACUUCGUACGCAAUGGAAAUGCGAACAUGCCUGAUGAGGGCCAUCUUGCUUGCUAGUGUAGACAAUAAGGAGCCGGAAAAGAGGGCUUCGGGAAUUGAAAUGGCUCGCAUGCUGCUUUCAAAUGGGGCAGAUCCCAGCUUCCAAGAUGAGAAAGGCAAUACUGCUUUACACGUGGCAGCAACGUGUCGUAACGUGAAAUGCAUCGAGCUUUUGAUGGCGGCUGGGUCUAAAACUGCGAUUGUCGACAACAGUGGGCGCACUCCGAUUCAUACCAUGGUGGAAUCCGUGGAGCCGAGCUGGGAUGUGAAAGAGGUAGAAGAUGUUCUUCGCCUGCUACUCCGAGGAUUGUCAGAAGACAACGCCAGUACAUUGCUGGCUCAGCAAACGUGUCAGACCAAUGGUGUUGACUCUUCGGGCUCCAAAAUCAUUUACCGGGACACGCCAUUGACUUGCGUAUUGAGGCGACAAUAUUGGGGCAUAGCUCGUAUUUUUCUAGCCUUUGGAGCGAAGCCCCCGACGGGGCCUUAUUUUCGGUCUAUUUUGACCGAUGCCGUUCGCGCCCUGGAAUGUCAGAUCGUGGAGUGCCUCAUUGGGAAUGGGGUAUCACCAGGCAAUAACGCUACUUUUGAAUUGGUAAAGGGCAUCGUUGACCGAAUUGACAAACCUUCCUCUCUGCUAUCUUCACUGGACAGAACAAUGGUAAGUACAGCUAAGUUGAUGCGUAUGUUUGCCCGGAGACGACUUCCAAAUCUUCCAAAGCUUUCGCAAGAGGGAAUUUUGCAGGCCUUCCAGGGCAUUCUGACCAGGUUGGCACCGGAAAACGCAUACGUGAACUUUUGUGACCCGGAAGAAAACACCACUCCUCUUCUUUUCGCAGUUCAGAAUGUUCCGUUUGCUGCGAUUACAGCCGCUCUGUUGGAAAAUGGUGCCGAUUGCUUCCAUUCCUCUGAAAAUGGAUUUGAUUCUAUUUUGACGGCCGCCCUAGUCAACAACACAGAGUCUCUGCGUUGCCUGAUAGCGCAUGUCUCAACCUCCCCAAAGCCGGGGAAUUGGACCCAGCAUUUGGAGUACGAGGGCCAGCUGAGCGACAAAGAAAUAUUCAACUGCAUAUGUCUGGCCUUGAAACGUGCUGGCAAGCUAGACUACAAGAACUCAAACGGUCGUACAUUGCUGCACCUCGCCGCAGAAAGCGGAAACGUCAAUUUGGUACUCAGCUUAGUCUGCCAUGGUGCUCAUGCAGAUAUAUCGGACAAAGAUGGCUUCUUUCCCAUCCAUUGUGCUGCAUUUUCAUCAUACUGUCAGAAUGAUGAACAGCGCCGGCAGCCUCGUCGUGAUAUAGUACAACACCUUCUUCCGACCAAUUUGGCAAAAAAUACUUCCGAUUGUCAUCCCUAUCGCUCUGUUGAGCCCAGAGUCUCCUUGAGCGACGCGGAAAUAUGCCAGCAAAUAUCAAGCAUAAAGAAUCAUGAGGGAAGCACGAUGCUUUGGAGCGCCUUGCAAGCCUGCGACGAGAUCAUGGUCCUGCAUCUUCUUGAACUCGAGAGCGAUGUUAACUCUUGUGCCAUAAUCUCCCCAGAACACCCGUCACUUCUCUACCAUGCAUGUGUUAAGGGAUUGACAAAAGUAGUGUCUUUCUUGCUGGAGCGAAACGUGGACAUUGAAAAGACUGAUAGCUGUGGCUGGCGCCCACUACAUGGCGCAUCACAAUUUGGUCAAAUGGCAAUGGUCGAGAGACUGAUUACUGCCGGAGCUAGCGUCUGCACUCCCACAAUACAGUUCCACGAGGAUUCCCCCAUGGGUGAAGAUCAUGACGGGGAACUAUGGAAUGGCCAUCCGCUUCAUUUGGCCGUGAUGGAGGGCAAUGUCGACAUAGUUGAACUUCUUUUGAAGAAUGGUGCAGAUGUGGGUGCAAACACAGGAUGCUUCAAAAGCCUCGAUGGAAGCAUACGUGGACCGACUGCACUUCAUAUAGCAUUAAAUCCACAGGCCUGGUGUUUAGAAGACGAGGACGACCACUGGGGAGACCGCAGUGAAGUCUUUUUGAAGAUCGCUAGAAUGCUGAUUGAAAAGGGGGCUUCUGUGGAAGGUGUCUUGGACCAAUUGCAGGUGAACGAUAUUCCAAAGUUUGAAGGAUUCGAAGAUGUCUGGGAUAAGAUUCGAGGCUAUACAUAA